UCUCUUUCUCAUUCUCUCUCACUCAUCUCUCUCUCUUUUACUAUUUCCAUGAUACACUGAUAAUUUAUUGGAUUUUCAAUAUACAUUUAUUCAAGAUUACUUAGUAAAAUAUUCCCUAAGAUGGGUUUCUCUAGUAUAAAUAUGAGAUCAUUACUAGGUUAACCAUCCUACAAAGCAUCUCUCCACCUCAAAUCUUAAUUAUUCACUCUUUCUUUUCCUCCAAAGGUUAGCUACAUAAAAAUAAUGAUGCUUUCGGUGAUGGCUGCGAUCCUCGUCUGCCUUAUAGGCUACAUUUACCGAUCAUUAAAGCCUCCACCACCGCGAAUCUGCGGCGUUCCACACGGUCCUCAGGUUACUUCUCCCAGAGUCAAGCUCGGUGAUGGACGAUAUCUUGCCUAUAGAGAAUCUGGAGUUGAUAGAGCCAGUGCUAACUACAAGAUUAUUGUCGCUCAUGGCUUCAACAGCUCCAAAGACAUUGAAUUUCCCAUCCCUAAGGAUAUGAUUGAGGAACUUGGGAUAUACUUUUUGUUCUACGAUAGAGCAGGAUAUGGAGAAAGUGAUCCACACCCAUCACGCACAGUUAAGAGUGAAGCAUACGACAUUCAAGAACUCGCUGAUAAACUCAACCUCGGACCAAAGUUCUACGUUCUUGGUAUAUCACUUGGUGCUUACUCGAUUUACAGUUGCCUCAAAUACAUUCCCCACAGACUAGCUGGAGCAGUCUUAGUGGUUCCAUUUGUGAACUAUUGGUGGACUAAAGUGCCUCAAGACAAACUGAGUAAAGCGUUGGAGCUAAUGCCAACGAAAGACCAGUGGACAUUUAGAGUGGCUCAUUAUGUUCCGUGGUUGUUAUAUUGGUGGUUGACCCAAAAACUGUUUCCGUCUUCGAGUAUGAUCACGGGGAAUAAUGCGUUAUGCAGUGACAAAGAUUUGGUCGUCAUAAAGAAGAAAAUGGAGCAUCCAAAUCCUGCCAUGAAAAAGGUCCGACAACAAGGAGACCACGAGUGUCUUCACCGGGACAUGAUGGCUGGAUUUGCGACAUGGGAAUUCGACCCGACUGAAUUGGAAAACCCGUUUCCCGAAGGCGAAGGAUCCGUCCACGUGUGGCAAGCGAUGGAAGACAGAAUCAUUCCAUACGAAAUCAAUCGAUAUAUUUCACAAAAGCUUCCAUGGAUUAAGUACCACGAGGUCUUAGGUUAUGGACAUCUUCUAACAGCCGAGGAGGAGAAAUGCGUGGACAUUAUAAAGGCGCUUCUUGUUGACUGAUGAUCAUCUAUAGCUCUACACAAAGAUAUCUUAACGUCCUACACUAAUUGCAAUAGAUGCUAUUAAAAACUUGGCUUAUUUGAGAGAUUUAUCAUUUAUCAUAUUAUAUAAGUUUUUAACUGAAAUGACAAAACUAUUGAAAGUCAUUAAUUUAAGGUCAUAUUCUUAUGUCUCAACAGAUAUCACUAUUGCUAAUAACCUUGAGCUAAGCGUUUUUAUA
Camelina sativa (false flax) is the source of this 1486-nucleotide messenger RNA. RefSeq lists its product as uncharacterized. Lineage: Eukaryota; Viridiplantae; Streptophyta; Magnoliopsida; Brassicales; Brassicaceae. The record is from RefSeq and is a predicted model, not a curated record.